CCGAUCGGUUCUGUUCGGUUGUUUAACGUAACUGGGAGUUUUAGAGGCAGUUUGUUGUGACAGUUGGAUCUGUUUGCAUCGAACAUUCUGGCGGUUUGUUUUCUGGACUUGGUUGCACUUUUUUUAACUUUAACCGUUUUAACGGUUUCCGGGCCGAACCGCCAGCUGAGCUGACAGCAUCUAGAGGAAGAUCUGAAGCUCCACCUGAGCGCUCAGAUUCCCGUCGUCAUGGCGUUCAAAACCAAAUGGGUGGCAUUGAAGAAGCAUCUAACCACAAGCCCCGGUGACGACCCGGACGGCUCGCUGGAGGCAAACCUGGAAAACGCCACAUCAGAGCUGUGUAUCCGCCUGCUGCAGGUUCCUACAGUGGUGAACUACUCAGGUUUAAGGCGGUGUUUGGAGACCAUUGACGAGGCCUGGAUGAUCCAGUUCCUGGAACUGCGGGGUCUUGACCUGCUGAUGGAGGCAUUGGAGCGCCUGUCGGGCCGUGGCUGCGCCCGCAUUACCGACGCUCUGCUGCAGCUCACCUGCGUGUCCUGCAUCAGAACUGUCAUGAACUCAUCUGCAGGGCUGCACUUCAUCCUGGACAACGAGGAGGGCUACAUCCGGACCCUGGCCCAGGCUCUAGAUACGUCCAACGUGAUGGUGAAGAUGCAGGUGUUUGAGCUGCUGGCGGCGCUUGCCCUGUUCGACCCUCGGGGAUGUCAUCUGACCCUGGACGCCUUCGAAAACUACAAGAGUCUGAAGAAGCAGCAGUACCGCUUCAGCGUCAUCAUGAACGAGCUCCAGACCACCGAUAACAUCCCCUACAUGGUGGCGCUGAUGGCAACCAUCAACGUUCUCAUACUGGGACAGGAGGACCUGCGGAAGAGACACCGAAUGAGACACGAGUUCAUUGGGCUGCAGCUGCUGGAUCUGCUCCCCAAACUGCGAGAGACGGAGGACAUGGACCUAAACAUCCAGUGUGAUGCAUUCGAAGACUCCAUGGCUGAUGAUGAAGAGGAGAUGGAAAGACUGUACGGAGGGAUCGACAUGAGCAGCCACCAGGAGGUCUUCACCUCGCUAUUCACCAAGGUAUCCAGCUGGCCGUCCUCAGUCCAGCUGCUUUCCAUCCUUCAGGCCUUGCUGAUGGUGGAUCCAAAAAGAGCUGAUGUCUGGUUGGCUCUGGAGAAGCUGACUGAUCGAGCCACGCUGCUGGCCCAGGAACCUGAUUUAGACCCUGAUGGCUCUCUGCUGGAGAGGCUCCUCCCCCCAAAAAUUGUCUCAUCCAAUCAAAAGAUUAGAUCUGUCGACAGGGCGGUACAGACUCGACCCCCCAGUUGCCCUCCUGGCCAAUUGGAGGCUUCGGCAGCACCAAAACAGGUUCCACCUCCUCCUCCUCCUCCUCCACCGCCACCUUCAUCUGGUGUAGGAGCUCCUCCCCCUCCUCCACCACCACCUUUACCUGGUGUAGGAGCUCCUCCCCCUCUUCCGCCUCCCCCUCCCCCUUUACCUGGUAUAGGAGCUCCUCCGCCUCCUCCACCUUUACCAGGCAUGGGGAUUCCACCGCCCCCGCCUCCUCCAGGAGAAAUGAUUGCAGCAAAAUCAAUCCAACAUUUAGGUAGCUCCUAUCCCAGCCCCGCCCAUUACUCAAGCCCCACCCCCUGCCCGACCCUCAGGAUGAAGAAGUUGAACUGGCAGAAACUCCCGUCCAGAGUGGUGACAGAACAUCAGUCUCUCUGGACGUCAUCAUCUGUAGACUCAGUGGCCCCAGAUUAUUGCAGCAUCGAGCAGCUCUUCAGUCUCCCUCCAACUGAGACAGUAACCAGAACCCAAACCAAAACUGAGACAAAAGAGAUCUCCUUCAUUGAUGCGAAGAAAAGCCUGAACCUCAACAUCUUCCUCAAGCAGUUCAAAUGUUCCCAUGAGGACUUUGUGUCCCUGAUCCAGAAAGGAGACCGGUCCAAGUUUGAUGUGGAAGUCCUUAAACAGCUGAUCAAACUACUUCCAGAGAAACAUGAGAUAGAAAACCUGAAGUCUCAUCACGCAGACAGAGCUAAGAUGGCAUCAGUGGAUCGGUUUUACCUGCAGCUGCUGGAUGUGCCCAGCUACGGGCUGAGGAUCGAAUGCAUGUUGCUCUGUGAGGAGACCAGCUGUGUGUUGGAGACUCUGAAGCCCAAAUCUGAGCUGCUGGACCGAGCCUGCCAAAGUGUAAGGGAGAGCUCUCGGCUGCCAAGCUUCUGCAAACUCAUCCUCAGUGUUGGAAACUUCCUCAACUAUGGGACUCACACUGGGAAUGCCGAUGGUUUUAAAAUCGGUACUCUGCUCCGAUUGACCGAAACUAAAGCCAACAAGUCCAGGAUCACGCUGCUGCACCACAUCCUGGAGAAGGUGGAGGAGGACCAUCCUGACCUGCUGAACCUGCCCGAUGACCUGCAGAUCUGUGAAAAGGCUGCUGGCGUGAACAUGGAGUCCAUCCAGUCUGAAGCCAAUUCUCUGACCAAACGGCUCCAAAACUCUGAGAAGAAAGUUUCCUGUUCCUCUGAGGACGUGAAGGAGCAGUACCUGUCUGCCAUCCAGGAGAGCCUGCAGGCGUGUGAGCAGCUGCAGACGGUCAUGUCUUCGGUGGAGGACAGGAGGCGGGACCUGGCCGACUACUUGUGUGAGGACAUCAGCAGCUUCUCCCUCGACGAUCUCUUUGGAACCAUCAAGACCUUCAGAGGACUGUUCCUCCAAGCCCUCAAGGAGAAUGAAAGCCGAAGAAAGCAGGAGAAGAUGAGGAAGAAAAGAGAAGAAGAGAAGAAGCUCAAAGGAGAAUCUAACAAGAUCACCAGGAGGGAGGUGAACCACCAGGAUGAAGGUUGCAUCAUUGAGAAUCUGCUGGCUGAGAUCAGGAAGGGCCACAACCUGAGGAGGACCAGACCACGAUCCGAGAGGGGCAGCAGAGGCCACAUGUGCCCUGCAACCAUGCAGAGGUCAGAGGCCAUAGAGCUGUCUGAUUCCUCUGCUCCUAGCCAAUCACUGAACACACCUGGAAUGUCCCCAAUCCAAGAAGCUCCGCCCUCUGCUCCAGGAAAUUCCAGCCAUUCACAAAAGCCGUUGGAGGAAAUCCAGAUUUCUGCCACUCCCCUCUCCAAUUGCUCUAAUUCCAACCAAUCUGUGAAGGCAUCUGAAACACCUGAGAUUCCUGCAGCUUCACCAUCAGCUGAGCCUGCUGGAGAACCCUCAGAGACCUCGAACCUACAAAAGCCCUCUCUCACUACUGCUGUUGCUGAUACUGCAGAGGAGAACCAAAGAGUAAUUACAGAUUCCUUAGCAGAUUCUGGUGAAGAUGGAGAAACCCGGGGUCCCAAAGGAGUGAAGGCAGUCCAGCUCGGCUCAGAGGAUCCUGCACCAAGCAAAGACUUGAAUAGCUUGGAAGAGUCCGACUUUGAGUACAUCGUUUCAUCAGAAGAGAGAAGAAUCACACCGGAGAAUGAUCCAAAGACUAGUCCAAACAGGUCGUCGAAGACGCCCAGGAUCCAUUCAUCAGGAUCCCGAACCCCUAAGAAGAAAACAUGCGUUUUACAGUGAGGUGAGCAGAGGUGGAUUCGUCUCCAUGGCAACAGGACUAUGUGUGGAAAAAAUUUAAAAAAUAAAAACAGUUUUUGUGACAGGAAA
Messenger RNA from Girardinichthys multiradiatus, 3639 nucleotides. RefSeq names its product inverted formin-2-like. NCBI's taxonomy places the organism in Eukaryota, Metazoa, Chordata, Actinopteri, Cyprinodontiformes, Goodeidae. Gene Ontology annotation, molecular function: small GTPase binding; actin binding. The transcript has 24 exons. The record is from RefSeq and is a predicted model, not a curated record. The coding region runs from base 229 to 3552 and encodes 1107 amino acids. Gene Ontology annotation, biological process: actin cytoskeleton organization.